AUGCAGUUCCGACUUGGAGACGAUGUAAUUCUUAAUGAUCAGCUAGAAAAACUCUUUUUAACUACUAGACAUGAUGUUAUGGUAUUAACAUUGAAACGUUUAAUUGAUGUGGCUAAAAGUCAAGGAAAACAUGUACCACCAUCGUUACAUUAUACAGAAAAAACCGGUCAUGACGGAGCAGGUUCAAUGUCUAUUUAUCGUUCAUCACAUAAUCCACAAGUGAAACCAAAUAUAUUCUUGAAGAUGUUUACGUCAUUAAGUUUGACAUCAUCAUUGACACAUAAUAUUCUAUAG
This is a messenger RNA of Didymodactylos carnosus, 294 nucleotides long. Lineage: Eukaryota; Metazoa; Rotifera; Eurotatoria; Philodinida; Philodinidae. The record is from the annotation of a GenBank genome assembly.